Molecule: messenger RNA, 591 nt
Organism: Dipodomys spectabilis (banner-tailed kangaroo rat)
Lineage: Eukaryota; Metazoa; Chordata; Mammalia; Rodentia; Heteromyidae
Product: NTF2-related export protein 2-like
Exons: 1
Coding region: 1-591 (196 amino acids)
Biological process (GO): protein import into nucleus
Cellular component (GO): nuclear pore central transport channel
Source: RefSeq, a predicted model, not a curated record
AUGGCAGGAACUGGGCCGGAAUGGCGGAAGCUGGUACUUGGGAACUUCCGGUGGGCGGGCAUUUUUAAGAGCGCAAGGCGGUACUUCCGGUGCUGUUUGCUUCCGGACGCGGUCGUUCCGAAGCCCCGGCCGGAAGAGGCUGCUGCGGGUUCGGAUCUGCGCGGGGCCAUGUCUGUGGAUUUUAAGACUUACGUCGAUCAGGCUUGCAGAGCUGCUGAGGAGUUUGUCAGUAUUUACUACGACACCAUGGACAGGAGGCGCCGGGCCCUGCCCCGGCUGUACCUGGACGAGGCCACCUUGAUAUGGAAUGGCAACGUUGUCACAGGGCUGGAAGACCUCGCUAACUUCUUUGAGAUGCUGCCUACCAGCGAGUUCCAGGUGAACAUGCUAGACUGCCAGCCGGUGCACGGGCAGGCCACCCAGGCCCAGAGCACCGUGCUGGUGGUGACCAGUGGCACGGUCAAGUUCGAUGGGAACAGACAACACUACUUCAACCAGAACUUCCUGCUGACCACGCAGCCCACCCCGCGCAGCACCGUGUGGAAGAUUGCCAGCGACUGCUUCCGCUUCCAAGACUGGGCCUCGAGUUAA